This is a messenger RNA of Chrysochloris asiatica (Cape golden mole), 506 nucleotides long. It is a transcript of the gene BAD, whose product is annotated as BCL2-associated agonist of cell death. Lineage: Eukaryota; Metazoa; Chordata; Mammalia; Afrosoricida; Chrysochloridae. The transcript is spliced from 3 exons. Gene Ontology annotation, biological process: apoptotic process. Bases 3 to 506 code for a protein of 167 amino acids. The record is from RefSeq and is a predicted model, not a curated record.
GUAUGUUCCAGAUCUCAGAGUUUGAGCAGAGUGAGCAGGAAGACUCCAGCCCUGCAGAUAGGGUCCUGGACCCCAGCACCGAAGGGGACCAGCUCUCAGGCCCCUGCAAGCGCCACCGCACGGCCCCAGGCCCCCUGGGGGACGCCGGUCACCAGCAGGGGCAGCCAAUUAACAGCGGCCAUCAUGGAGGCGCUGGGGUUGUGGAGAUCCGGAGUCGCCACAGCUCAUACCCCGCAGGGUCCGAGGAGGAUGAAGGGAUGGAAGAGGAACCCAGCCACUUUCGGGGCCGCUCGCUUUCAGCGCCUCCCAAUCUCUGGGCUGCACAGAGAUAUGGUCGCGAACUCCGCAGGAUGAGCGACGAGUUCGAGGGCUCUUUCAAGGGACUUCCUCGCCCGAAGAGCGCGGGCACAGCUAUACAGAUGCGACAGAGCUCCAGCUGGACACACGUCAUCCAGUCCUGGUGGGAUCGGAAUUUGGGGAAAGGUGGCUCCGCCCCCUCCCAAUGA